This is a messenger RNA of Carassius auratus (goldfish), 1249 nucleotides long. RefSeq names its product retinoschisin-like. The record is from RefSeq and is a predicted model, not a curated record. NCBI's taxonomy places the organism in Eukaryota, Metazoa, Chordata, Actinopteri, Cypriniformes, Cyprinidae. Bases 39 to 728 code for a protein of 229 amino acids. The transcript has 6 exons.
UAUCAGUGCGGUGGUCCACCACUUGAAAAAUAAACAUCAUGGAGUACAGACUGCAGAACGCGUUUCUGUUAGCCGUCCUGCUGCUGUCUGAAGGUUUUAUUGGGUUGCAAGCGCAAGAGGAUGGUGAGGGCAAUGACACAUGGGCCGGGAAAACCUGCAAGUGUGACUGUGAUUCCUCUAGCGAUUUGCUUUCCAAAGGCUCUUCAUCAAGGGGCCAGGAGAUGGACUGCAUGCCAGAGUGUCCCUACCAUAAGCCCAUGGGUUUUGAGGAAGGAUCUGUGACCUCAGAUCAGUUCAGCUGCUCUAAUGAAGACCAGUACACAGGCUGGUUCUCCUCCUGGAUUCCAAGCAAAGCAAGGCUCAACAACCAAGGAUUUGGGUGUGCCUGGUUGUCCAAAUUCCAGGAUACCAACCAGUGGCUUCAGAUUGACCUGAAGGAGGUCAAAGUGGUUUCUGGUAUCCUGACCCAGGGCCGCUGUGACUCUGAUGAGUGGGUUACCAAGUACACUGUGCAGUACCGCACCAGUGAGAAACUCAACUGGAUCUACUACAAGGACCAAACUGGAAACAACAGGAUGUUCUAUGGAAACUCUGACCGCUCUUCCACAGUCCAGAACCUUCUGCGUCCACCUAUCGUAGCACGUUACAUCCGUAUCCUCCCUCUCGGCUGGCACACCCGCAUCGCCAUCCGCAUGGAGCUGCUUCUUUGCAUGAACAAAUGCACCUGAUCUGGAACAUGUCAGCAAAGCCAUACUCAACUAUUUCCUUUUGCAUCCCAUUUAUUGUAUCACAACAUGCCGAAAGUGAAUAUCACUGCGCAAUCACUGCACUCGAUUAAUUUAUUAUUAUUUUCUGGUAUAUUCAAGGAAGAAAUUAUCAUUACAAUGUGUUUUAGUUACAUUUGUGUUUAAUAUGUUUUCCUUUUCUUUUUGCAUAUAAAGUCAUGUAUAUUUCAUUCAUUUUAUAAACCAAAAAUGUGUUUCUUUGUCAAAACCAGCAUAAGGGAGGGCAUCCAUUGCAAGUUUAAGCCACUGUAAUAUGGCUGAGCCAGAGGUUUGCUUAUCUGUGAUAUCUCAUGGGGUUUUGUAUUAUUGUGUGUUCUUAUGUGGUUUGUGAUGGUGAUCUGUUCCAUUCCCACAGUUAUGACCAAUUCCUUUUCGAAUGUAUCAUCAGCGUACAUUGUUUAAUUGUGUUUGUUGCUUACCUGAGAAACAAUGCCUUUUAAUAAAGUGGCUCUCUGUAUCUUGUA